UUCAUUCCAUAUAACGAAUAUUUGAACGGUAACGCUGUCUAUGUUUGGUGGUGAUUUGUGAACGAGGAUCCAUUUAACGGGGGGAAGUCAAAAUGAGGGAAAAAUUUUACCCGACCAAAGUUUAUCCUUCAAAAUCAUCUUAUUUCUUACGUAAGAGUAUUAUUGGUGCCAAGGAAACUGGAAACUCUUGGGAAAAAUGUAUACCAGAGUCUUUGCUAAAACUCGAAGACUUCAUAAAAAAAGGACUACUGAUCUCCGAUAUGAAUUUCCUGCAGCAGACAAGAGGGAAACUGGCUGCACUGAAAUAUUCAAAAAUAAAUGGCAUAUGUCGCAAGGGCCACUUCACUCUAGACGUGCAGGAUAUGCGUAAAGAAGCCCUUCUUCGAGUCACACACCGUCGAAUUAAAGGUUACUUGGACAUCCUAGAGCACAGCUUCGAAGAGGAUGUUCCUACAUUUUCCAGUUUCCAGUCCAAAGAGAGUGUCAACCUUGAAGGUAACCAGAAACAUCUCUUAGAAGAUGUAAAAGAGGAGGAGAUCAGCAAUUGUCUGGCUGAUAGCAAUAAAUUGACUCAGCCUCAUACAAAACAAAGGAAAAUUGAAACACAGAACCACUCUGUUGCAUCUUGAGAUCAACCUAGAGAUGUAAGGUAGGCUCCGAGUCCCAGAGACUAUAUUGUUUAUUGUCUGGGGUGGUGACACCUGGUUUUUAUCAGGAAAACUUCGACUGGAUUUCAAAGAACAAUGAAAUCCUUAACAGCAAUAAAAAAGAAAUCAGUGUA
This is a messenger RNA of Octopus bimaculoides (California two-spot octopus), 781 nucleotides long. RefSeq lists its product as uncharacterized. The record is from RefSeq and is a predicted model, not a curated record. Lineage: Eukaryota; Metazoa; Mollusca; Cephalopoda; Octopoda; Octopodidae.